Molecule: messenger RNA, 522 nt
Organism: Saccoglossus kowalevskii
Lineage: Eukaryota; Metazoa; Hemichordata; Enteropneusta; Harrimaniidae
Product: autophagy-related protein 101-like
Biological process (GO): autophagosome assembly; autophagy
Cellular component (GO): phagophore assembly site; Atg1/ULK1 kinase complex
Molecular function (GO): protein kinase binding
Source: RefSeq, a predicted model, not a curated record
AUGUCACCACUGACGUCAGUAGAAGGGAGGCAAAUUGAAGAAGUAGUCUUAAGUAUAUUUCACACAUUGCUGUUUCAUAGGACCACAGGCAAGUUUCAUUACAAGCGUGAAGGUACCUACUCAAUUGGUACUGUUGGAUUCAUUGAUAAAGACUGUGACUUCAUUGACUUCACUUUUGUACGAUGUUCAUCAAAUGAACUUGAUCAAGCCCUAAAAAGAGAAAUCUCAGCUUUCAAAGAUGGUUUAAGAAAUAGUGAAGGUCCGCUAACUGGACAGAUUACUUUAGAGUUCUAUCAGAGAAAGAAGACACGAUGGCCAUUUCCAUCUGAGUGUAUACCAUGGGAAGUAUGGACAAUAAAACUCAAUGUAGUCACACUCACCAAUGAAUAUGAAAGGCAGAUUUGCAGAGAAAAAGUGGGAGAAAUUUUAGGAGAAAAGGUUAGCCAUCAAACAUCUGGGCCUCCGAAUGCAUCAGUGGCAGCAACAAUGAGAAAACUUUUCAAAGACACACUGGCACUAUGA